Molecule: messenger RNA, 2254 nt
Organism: Odontomachus brunneus
Lineage: Eukaryota; Metazoa; Arthropoda; Insecta; Hymenoptera; Formicidae
Gene: bigmax
Product: max-like protein X
Exons: 5
Coding region: 365-1105 (246 amino acids)
Biological process (GO): regulation of transcription by RNA polymerase II
Cellular component (GO): nucleus
Molecular function (GO): RNA polymerase II cis-regulatory region sequence-specific DNA binding; protein dimerization activity; DNA-binding transcription factor activity, RNA polymerase II-specific
Source: RefSeq, a predicted model, not a curated record
AAGAUGGUCGCGAGAGGGGAACAGGAGCCAUAAUGGCCAAAUUUCGUACUUCCUUGUGUUGCCGCCAUCAAAGAUGGUGAACACUGGCGAACACCAAGCGGGAGUAUUGUUGCGCGACAAACACGUUGAGGUCGUUCGCGGUGACAGAGUGUCGUCAGAAAAUUUCCACGGUUCAAUGUUCCUCGCUUUGCCCGAAUUGUCUCUCAUGUAUUUGUCCGGAUAAGUGCAAUUCAAUGUUCAAGUACCCAAUUUGUGAUUCGUUCAAUUCAUCAUCGACAUAUAACCGUUACAUGUGCGCGUUUAGAUCCUCUGUUUCGUCUAGUGGACGUACGUUUUAGUGGAAAAUAAUCGCACCACGAGUAUCAUGGCGGGUUUGUUACACAAGGAUGAGUACGAAUCAUCAAGCUUGACGAUGCAUACUGGAAGCAGUAGUAUAAGCUCAGACAGCGACAUGAAGUUGGAGCCAUCCAGUCCUACAGAGAAGUACACUUUCUCUCGUUGUGGCAGUACAGGCUCAGUCAACACACCGUCUUCCUCUGCUCAUAAUACAGAGGAUGAGGAUAGCGAUAAUAAAAACUCAACCAUAAGCUACAAGGAGCGUAGGAGGGAAGCUCACACUCAAGCUGAGCAGAAGAGGCGGGAUGCUAUUAAGAAGGGCUACGAUUCCCUGCAGGAUUUGUUGCCGUCUAACCAGCGUAAUGAUUCCUCAGGCUAUAAGAUCUCCAAGGCUACUGUACUUCAGAAGUCCAUCGAUUACAUACAGUAUAUGUUGCAACACAAGAAGAGGCAGGAGGAAAAACGGAAGUCACUGAGGAAGGACGUCGUUGGUCUGGGUAUCAUGUUGGCGAAUUACGAGCAAAUUGUUAAGGCGCAUCAAACGCAGCCGAGCCACGCGGAAAUGCGGAUCUCAGAUGAGAUGAAGUUUCAAGUGUUCCAGGCAAUAAUGGAACGACUCUUCCAUUCGUUUAACGACAUUUCUGUAGCCAAUUUCGGAGAAUUAUCCGCUUACGUGUUCAGCUGGUUGGAAGAGCACUGUAAACCGCAGACUCUACGCGAUGUAGUAAUUUCCGUGCUACAACAGCUCAACACCAGUCAAAUCAGCUAGUCGAUUGCAUCUGUGAACGAGAUACAAUAUGUCGCACAAUAUGUUACCCUAAAGGGUAUAUCAAAUCUAUAUACUUUCGUAAAGAAUAUAUGGCGUGUUCCAUAUAAAAAGAAGAAGCGAUGCCAAGAUUAUAAAUCAGAGCAUACGUUCGUUUUUCCUUUUUUUAUCUAUAAUUGUUAGCACAACUUCAGAGGGGGAGGACGCGAGAGAUAAAUCCGAGAUAAAGAUCCAAGAAUCCAAGUCGGAAAACUCGAAGUGAGAAACGUCGAUGAUUCUCUCGCUGUGUAUGUUCUGUGGUUUAGGUGGAAACGUAAGCUUUAGCGAGACAUUAUCGGGAUUAUAUCGUGUCGAGUGUGGAACAUAUGUGAUAGUUGUUUUAUCAUAAUGUUGGCAUCGUGCAUUGUUCGUUACGCAAACGCCGCUUGUGCGUCCUGUAAUAUCUAAUACAUACAGAACACUACCAUAGCUGCGAACUCUGGUCAGAUUGGAAUCGAGUUUUCUUCGGCGGAAUUUUGAUUGAUUGCCAAUCGCCUGUCGCAACUCUUUUUGCAUAAUUUCACUAUAAAUAUCUCUAUAAUAUUUCUCUGAAUUUAGAUAUCUUCCAAGUCACAGUUUCCCAUGGAAUUGAACGAGGAACAAAGUUUCCUAUGUCUAUUCGUACUUCUUGCAAUUCGCAACAAUUCCGAAAUUUCCAGACGCAACAUGUAAUGCAUUUUCGGCGGCGGUGGGUUGAGACACCCUGUGUACAGUCGGAUCUUUAUGAUCGACUCAGCAGAUAUUUAGAUCAAUCAUAGACGAAGUUACCAGAGAAGAGAUACAUGCACGUCGCGUGCGUUACGGGUAUGUAAUGACUGCAUGGGGAAUACAAAUGAAAGUUUAUUUUAUAUACAGCUGCGAAAAGUAAAGAGAAAGGAAGAGAGAUUAAAUACAUUGGUACUGCCAACGCGCGGCGUAGGGAUCUCCUCGGGUCGCCAUCGGCGACGCCGAUACCGAUGUUGAAUAUUUUUGUCAGAUCUUUUAUUACGCAUACGUCGCGUCAACAAACGACGGUGUACAGUGUGUAUGUAUAUGUGUAGAGAGAUGUAUCUGAUUAUGUACAUAACAGAUUUGUAUAACAUAUAUUUACAAUGAACAAAUGUGUACGAUUAA